This is a messenger RNA of Hevea brasiliensis (rubber tree), 692 nucleotides long. Its product is annotated as 40S ribosomal protein S16. Gene Ontology annotation, cellular component: ribosome; cytosolic small ribosomal subunit. Lineage: Eukaryota; Viridiplantae; Streptophyta; Magnoliopsida; Malpighiales; Euphorbiaceae. The coding region runs from base 56 to 499 and encodes 147 amino acids. Gene Ontology annotation, biological process: translation; maturation of SSU-rRNA from tricistronic rRNA transcript (SSU-rRNA, 5.8S rRNA, LSU-rRNA). The transcript has a single exon. Gene Ontology annotation, molecular function: RNA binding; structural constituent of ribosome. The record is from RefSeq and is a predicted model, not a curated record.
AAACCUAGCUCACUUCAUUCAAUUUUCUUUCUUAUCUCUCAGUUUCCUCUUAACAAUGGCAGCGCCAGCGGCACCAAUCGAGUCCGUCCAAUGCUUCGGCCGCAAGAAGACCGCUGUGGCCGUCACCUACUGCAAGCGUGGGAGAGGCCUAAUCAAGAUCAAUGGUUGCCCAAUCGAGCUGGUUGAGCCCGAGAUCCUCCGUUUCAAGGCGUACGAGCCCAUCCUCCUCCUUGGACGACAUCGUUUUGCGGGAGUCGACAUGCGUAUUCGCGUCAAGGGCGGUGGGCACACCUCCCAGAUCUAUGCCAUCCGCCAGAGCAUAGCUAAAGCUCUCGUCGCCUUCUAUCAGAAGUACGUGGACGAGCAGAGCAAAAAGGAGAUCAAAGACAUUUUGGUCAGGUACGAUAGGACUUUGCUUGUAGCUGAUCCUAGGCGCUGUGAGCCUAAGAAGUUCGGUGGUCGUGGUGCUCGUGCCAGGUUCCAGAAGAGUUACCGUUGAGUUGGAUAUUUAUGCUCUAUGCUUAUGUGAUUUUGAAGAAUGUUUUGAGGUUUAUAUAUUGAGAUUUGAGAAGUAGAAUGUUAAUGGGUUUUUGUUAAUGUUGGUUUGUGAAGGGGUUUCUCUUCAUAGACUAAGUUCUUAAUUUUGUUGUCAGGAUAAUUUAAUCUUCAUGGCUAGUUGAUUAUAAGCAUCA